Messenger RNA from Carcharodon carcharias (great white shark), 3867 nucleotides. RefSeq names its product astrotactin 1 (gene astn1). The record is from RefSeq and is a predicted model, not a curated record. Bases 1 to 3867 code for a protein of 1288 amino acids. The transcript is spliced from 25 exons. NCBI's taxonomy places the organism in Eukaryota, Metazoa, Chordata, Chondrichthyes, Lamniformes, Lamnidae. Gene Ontology annotation, biological process: neuron cell-cell adhesion; neuron migration. Gene Ontology annotation, molecular function: protein binding.
AUGCUGGGUGCCGGCUUGGAAGCGGUGGAUGGCGGAAACCCCAAGGAUGGGGAGUGCAAAGUGAAGACGGUGAGCGUGUCGGCGCUGCCCUUUCUCCGGGAGAACGACCUGAGCAUUCACACCCCGCUGGCGGCGGAGCCCAAACUCCUCUUCUCGGUCAGGAACGAUUUCCCCGGCGAGGUGGUGGUGGUGGAUGAUCUGGAGAACACCGAGCUGCCCUAUUUCGUCUUGGAAAUAUCUGGCUCUGCAGAAGAGAUCCCCCUUGUUCGCUGGAGGCAGCAGUGGCUAGAAAAUGGAACCUUGCUUUUUCAUGUCCACCAUCAGAACAUAGCCCAUCGUUUACCAGGCCUUAUCCCAACCAUCUACUCUCAGACUGAUUCUGCUGAGGAGGAACUCCGAAUCCUUCACAUUUCUGUGAUGGCGGGGAUGAUUGCCUUGCUGUUGGCGAUAUUGUUCCUCGUGAUGGUUCUCUACACUCGGCGGCGAUGGUGCAAGCGUCGUCGUGUUCCACAACCGCAGAAAAGUGCCAGCGCAGAAGCUGCAAAUGAGAUCCACUACAUCCCAUCGGUAUUAAUGGCUGGCCAGACUCGGGAAAGCCUGCGGAACUCGCGACUGCAAGGCCACAACUCCAGCGGUUCCAUCAGCAUCCGGGAGACUCCAAUACUCGAUGGGUACGAGUAUGACAUUGAUGACCUUCGUCAACAGCUGCAGAGAGAGUGUAUGAAUGGCGGCGAGGACUUUGGCAGUCAGGUGACACGUACCUUGGAUUCUCUUCAAGGCUGCGAUGAGAAAACCUGCUUGGAUCUCACUCCAGUCCAAGUCCUGGCCACUGCAACUUCCGGAAGUGAUACCACCAAGCUGUCACUCAUGAAUAAGUACAAAGAGAACUUAUUAGCAACGAGCCCUGUGGACAUCAGCCACCAGCAGACAGCUCUGCUCCCACGCAGUGCUUCCGGUGGACAGAGGAAGCGGUUUACAAGUAAAUCCAGAGCUGGAUCUGCCUUCUUGAACCCGGAAGGUGACUCUGGAACUGAAGCUGAUAAUGAACCCCAGCUGACAUUUUACACUGACCCUUCCCGCAGCAGACGCCGUAGCAGAGUGGGUUCUCCCCGCAGCCCUAUCAAUAAAACCACCCUCACACUGAUAAGUGUGAUCGGUUGUGUAAUUGGGUUGGUUUAUGGCUCCCACUUGACCUGUCCUUUGUCUGUCAAAGUUGUUCUUCAUGUCCCAGAACAUCUCAUUGCAGAUGGCAGCAGAUUCAUCUUGCUUUAUGGAAGCCAGUUAGUUGCCAGUGACUGGUUGAAUCCCGCUCAGGUGGUGCUCUACCACCAGCAGAACAGCAGUGGUCCCUGGAUAAUGGAGUUAUGUGGUCGUCGCCUGAUUGACCCCUGUGAGCAUGAGUGUGAUAUGGACACAGGUGAGUGUGGCUGCCAGGAGGGAUAUACAAAAGAUCCUGUCCACAAGCAUCUCUGCAUCAGAAAUGAUUGGGGGAUAAACCAAGGUCCCUGGCCAUACACAGUGUUUCAGCGUGGUUUUGAUCUGGUGAUGGGAGAACAGCCGUCAGAUAGAAUUUUCAGGUUUACCUACACCCUUGGUGAAGGAAUGUGGCUGCCGCUUAGUAAAAGUUUCGUCAUUCCCCCAGCAGAACUUGCCAUCAACCCUUCAGCAAAAUGCAAGACAGACAUGACGGUGAUGGAGGAUGCGGUCGAGGUCAGAGAAGAAGCCAUGAUCUCUGCUUCCUUUGACAGCCUUGAGGUCCUCCUUGACUCUUUUGGCCCUGUAAGGGAUUGCACAAAGGACAAUGGUGGCUGCAGUCGAAAUUUCUGCUGUAUCUCCGAUCGCAAGCUUGAUUCAAGUGGUUGUGUUUGCCCUCUGGGACUCAGCCCAAUGAAGGAUGGCUCAGGCUGCUAUGACAGACACAUUGGCAUUGAUUGUUCAGACGGGAUGAAUGGAGGUUGCGAGCAGCUAUGCCUACAGCAAACCGUGCCACUACCAGAUAACCCCUCGCACUACAACAUUGUGAUGUUCUGUGGUUGUAUUGAGGACUACAAGCUAGCUUCGGAUGGAAGGCUUUGCCAGCUGGUUUCUGAGUCCUGCAACAGCGGCCUAGAAUGUGGUGAUGCCAGCAUUGCUCUGAAUCAGACUUUCUUCAGAGAUGUCUUCUAUGGUUACAAUAAUCAGACAAAGGAACCUGUGCUUGGCCAAGUGUUCAUGGGGACAUUCAGACAGAAGAAUUUUGUGACUGGUAUCCCACAGCAGCUGCCCGAUGGAAUGAUUGUAUCAGCUCUGCCCAGUGAAAGCCAGUGUCAGGAAGAGCUGUCUGAACCUGUACCCGAUCCAGACUACCUCACAGGAAUGGUUAACUUCAGUGAAGUGACUGGAUACCCAAUGGUGCAGCACUGGAAGCUCAGAUCAACACAGUACCAUGUAAAACUCAACCAGAAGACACUUUCAGCAGCAUUCAGCCAUGCGAUCCAUUCUUUGGAUGGAGCUACAGUGAGGAGCGACUUUGCAUCAGUGCUGGAGGAAUUUGGCAACCACUACAUCCAGGAGGCACUGUAUGGAUUUGAGGAGACAUGCACCAUUUGGUUUCCAAAUCGUUCCGUUCAGAGACAGCUGAGGAUGGAAUACCAAGAUAUUAGCAAAGGUAAUUCACCAUCUGAUGAAUCAGAGGAACGUGAGAAGGAUCCCAAGUCUUUAACCUUUCCAGCCUACAUUGGCAGCCUACUUGAUUCUGGUGAUGAGCUGAUGUCAUCGGGAGUGAGAAUGUACUGUGAAAGCAGGGGAGGCUGUCCACCUUCCUGCCACCUAUGUCACACAACAGGGGGUCAGAACAGGCAAGAAGAACCUGUGUUACUGGAAGUCACCAAGGCUGCUCCAUUGUAUGAACUGCUGAGUGACAAUGAAACACAGAAAGCCAUUUAUGAAGCAAUGUUGAGCCAACUGUGGUGUUCAGGAGGCGGCGAUGUCAUCGAUGACUGGUGUAGAUGUGACUCUACAACAUUUAGCAUUGAUGGGCUGCCAAACUGUGCUCCCCUGCCUCAACCAAUUUUGCGAUUGUCACCAGCACAUGAACCAAGUAGCUCACUGGUGGUUUUAGAGUGGGACCACACAGAGCCUGCGAUUGGGGUGAAGAUUGUGGACUAUCUCAUCAGCUUGGAAAGGGUCACCAUCACCGAUCGCGCAGAAAUGUCCAAGGUAGAGACAGAAUCGGUGCUGAGUUUUGUAGAUGACAUUGCCUCUGGAUCCAAGACUCCCUGUGUGAUGUUGGGAAAAGUUCCAGACAAGGUGUCAAACUCAAUAUCUUUGAUAAUCAGAUGCCUGGAGCCUGACACUACAUAUAUGUUUACCUUGUGGGCAGUGGAUAACACUGGAAGACGCUCCAGACCUAGCGCAGUUACUGUUAAAGUACCUUGUCCACUUGUGGAUGACGUCAAGGCUAAAGAAAUUGCUGACAAAAUCUAUAACUUGUUCAAUGGCUACACAAGCGGAAAGGAGCAACAAACUGCAUACAACACGCUGAUGGAUCUGGGCUCAUCCACCCUGCAUCGAGUGUAUUACCACUACAAUCAAGACUAUGAGCACUUUGGAGAAUUCACCUGGCGCUGUGAAGACGAAUUGGGACCAAGGAAGGCUGGUCUGAUCCUGUCUAAGUUAGAAGAGUUGAGUAGCUGGUGCAGAAGUCUACUGCGAGAGCCCAAGAUCAUCCUGCGUCGGAUCUCCUUGAAGUAUCUCUCCUGCCAGUACAGUGAAAUGAAGCGUUCAGGUAUAAACUGGCAAGACCUAAGCACAGAAGUAAAGAAGAUCUGCGACGAGCAGUUCCUGACAGUGCUGUACAAUGACUAUGGAGAGCACAAAGAGUUCUGA